CUGAACUUGUUUUAACAGAUAUACACAAAGGCCAGUCUGAAGAAUGGACCCACAUUGGAGAAGAUGCGUUUGCUGUAGACAUCCCUGCAAACUCUCACAUGCAGCAGGAGAACACAAGUCCUAGGGCAAGCUGGCUGGAGGUACUCACAGCUGGCUUGCAGGACUACAGACUUGUUUAUCAUAUUGUCCAUCAUACCCAGCCAGGACGCCUUUCCUCUGUCUUCAAGCUGCUUCCACUAGCCAAUACAUACAGCCCAGGACAACUGGCUGAAGGCCACCCCUCUCCGCGACGUGGACUGGUCCGACAGAACUCCCUCAGCAGUCCGAGGGACACGCCUCCCCGAGACAAUAAGAUCAGAGUUCACCGGAGCCUGUCCAUGUCGGAGUCGGCCGAGAGCGUCCUAUCACAGAAGGUCCACUUUUUGAGGUCAUUGAGGGAGAGGGGCUUUCGCAAAGGAAGACUGGUGUUGGUAUCAGGCCAUAAGGUGCCGUAUGCAGUGGUGUCGCUGAUACCGUACAGUCGUAUCAGCCAGCAUGGAUACGUCAGUGUACCCGAGGGUCGGAGACAGCGCCACCCCUCGGGAAAUCGUCCCCUGUCCUACAUGACGGACACCAGCGUCAUGGCACAGCUGCAGGGGGUCGAGCUAGGGGAUGAUGGGAAGACGGUGUCCUACGCACACUUCCUGGUCCCUACCCGCUCCAUGGAGAAGAGGAAAUCCUUAGAUGGACUGGGUCCGCCCGUAGCCACCCAAUCACAGACCUACCUGCGGACAGUGUCCUACGACCCUGCGCAUCUUUUGCGAGUCCAGGCAUCAUCAGAAGAACCAGCAGUUCCCUUACUGCCCAAGUAUGACCCGUACCUUUUGGAUGACCCAGAAUGGAGGUCUGGCAAACACAGAACUGUGCUCAACCUGCCCUGCUAUAUGACCACUAUUAUUGACUACGCAAAACCAUCGGAACUGAAGAAGGAUUUGAACGAGAUGUUCAAAGAGAGGUUUCCACACAUCCAGCUCACACUUAGCAAGUUGAGGAGCUUGAAGAGAGAAAUGAAGAAGAUAGCAGUGGAUGACUGCCGAAUGGAGGAAGUGACUGUUGCUCAGGCAUAUGUGUAUGUUGAGAAGUUAGUCUUACAGGGAAAGAUUAACAAGCAGAACAGGAAAUACUGUGCAGGUGCUUGUUUGCUGCUGGCAGCAAAGCUGAACGACACAAAAAAGGCACAACUGGCAAAGUUACUUGAGGAAAUAGAGGACACAUUCCGACUCAACAGGAAGGACCUGAUAGCGUUUGAGUUUCCCGUUCUGGUGGCACUGGAGUUUUCCCUGCAUGUGCCCGACACUGAGGUGUAUCCACAUUACAGAAGACUGGUAUAUCUCUCCUGACCAUACAUACAUACAGUCCUGUACAGUACCCACAUUACAGAAGACUGGUAUAUCUCUCUUGACCAUACAUACAUACAGUCCUGUACAGUACCACAUUACAGAAGACUGGUAUAUCUCUCCUGACCAUACAUACAGUCCUGUACAGUACCACAUUACAGAAGACUGGUAUAUCUCUCCUGACCAUACAUACAUACAGUCCUGUACAGUACCCACAUUACAGAAGACUGGUAUAUCUCUCUUGACCAUACAUACAUACAGUCCUGUACAGUACCACAUUACAGAAGACUGGUAUAUCUCUCCUGACCAUACAUACAGUCCUGUACAGUACCACAUUACAGAAGACUGGUAUAUCUCUCCUGACCAUACAUACAUACAGUCCUGUACAGUACCACAUUACAGAAGACUGGUAUAUCUCUCCUGACCAUACAUACAGUCCUGUACAGUACCCACAUUACAGAAGACUGGUAUAUCUCUCCUGACCAUACAUACAGUCCUGUACAGUACCACA
This is a messenger RNA of Branchiostoma floridae (Florida lancelet), 1887 nucleotides long. Its product is annotated as CDK5 and ABL1 enzyme substrate 1-like. Gene Ontology annotation, biological process: regulation of cell cycle. Bases 99 to 1379 code for a protein of 426 amino acids. The record is from RefSeq and is a predicted model, not a curated record. Lineage: Eukaryota; Metazoa; Chordata; Leptocardii; Amphioxiformes; Branchiostomatidae. The transcript has 14 exons.